AUGGGUGGAGGGCAAGAGGUAGAAGAGUUUAGCAGUCAAGAUCCUCAGUGUAGUGGGUUCAAAUUACAAGAUGUUGAUGCUGCAUCACCUCAUUUGUAUAUGAUGGGAGAAGAGGGAAGCAAUCGAGGAAGAGGUACGAAUAAGCGUUUUUGGACCUUUGAGGAAGAUACGGUGCUCAUAAAAUAUUUACAUGAGUUAUCUCUCGAUCCUAAAUGGAAAAGUGAAAGUGGCUUCAAGAGUGGUUACAUGAAUAAGUUGGAAGAAAUGAUAAAAUCUGUGCUACCUAAUUGUGGCUUGAAAGCUGAUCCACACAUUGAGUCAAGGAUUAAGCAUUGGACAGAGAAAUAUAGUGCAAUGGCAGAGAUGUUAUCUACUUCUGGAUUUGGAUGGGAUUCGGACAAAAAAAUGUUGCAAGUAGAGAAGAUUGUAUUUGAUGAAUGGGUUAAGGCUCACAAGAAAACAAAGGGGUUGUAUGGAGUACCCUUUCCUCAUUAUGAGACACUUGCUGAAAUCUAUGCAAAAGAUAAAGCAACCGAAGAAGUUAGUGAAUCAUUUGUUGGAGCUAUUGAUAACAUGAAUGUUGAAAUUGCAAAUCAGUCUAUAACAAUAGAGAGUGACGAAGACGGUUAUAUGGAUUCUCCCACUCAUUCUACCCAUUCCACUCAAUCAACAACUCAAUCCCAUAAGCGGCCAAUGAAGAAAGAGGAUGAUAAUACUCCUUCCAAGAAAGCAAAGAUGAAAGAAAUGAAGGGAAAAGGAAAGACACAUCAAAAGGUAGAUGAUGCUAAUGAGUUAGUAGCUUCUCUUCAUAAUACAUCUAAAACUUUUGGGAAAAUUUUUGAGGACAUAAAUGCAAAUCUUGGAACUAUGGCAAAUUCAUGGUCCAAAGCCGAAGAAAGGGAGCAAAAAAUGGAUGAUGAAGUGAAUAAGGUGUUAGAAGAAGUUAUGAAAUUGGAUGGUGUUUCUCUUCGGAAUCUUUAG
Molecule: messenger RNA, 981 nt
Organism: Chenopodium quinoa (quinoa)
Lineage: Eukaryota; Viridiplantae; Streptophyta; Magnoliopsida; Caryophyllales; Amaranthaceae
Exons: 3
Coding region: 1-981 (326 amino acids)
Source: RefSeq, a predicted model, not a curated record